AAUACCUACAAUCAUUCACAAAACCAAACCAAUGAAAUAUUAAGCAUUAAUGUAAUAAAUUUCCGACCUGUCCGGGGUAGAAUCAGGACCAAUUACAGGAAGGCGCACGGUUAUCAACCCCAGGAGAUAAAAUGGAGCUAUCCCAGGCCAGAUGUGAACUUGGUGAAGAUAAGCGACCAGCUGUUUUUGCCCCGAGGGAGCCUGGAAAGGAGAGAGGGGAGGGCUGUAUCUAUAAUGGGGUCGUCCAGGUAUAGAGCCGACUCCCAUGCAAAUAUCUCAACUCGACCCUUCCACGCAGUCAAGUGCAACGAAGCCCUGAGGCCGGUACUUCCAACAGCCUUGCACUUGAUAUGGACUGGCUGUACUAAAUAUGGCUGCCAAGAAGUUGACGAACAUCGACUACCGUUGGAGGCUCUGUCACCUGAGACCAAACAAUGGCUAACGGAGGACCCAUUGUUUCCUGAAAGCGCCAGCUCAUUGCUAGGCGGUCCUCGGGCGACCGCCUCCCUGCAUUUGUAUGGCGCCCAGCUGUGCGGAGCAUGUCGUCAUGUUCGGGAUCGAUUCGCUCCUUCAUGUUAUAAUUCAUUCAGUAGCGGUGUCCAGGGCAUGUAUUAG
Nezara viridula (southern green stink bug) is the source of this 615-nucleotide messenger RNA. The record is from the annotation of a GenBank genome assembly. Lineage: Eukaryota; Metazoa; Arthropoda; Insecta; Hemiptera; Pentatomidae.